CGGGGUGCACGUCAGUCGACCGACAGCCUUAGUCACACCAAAUACUUAUACUAUAACCUCGUUAGUCUGACGUAAAACCGUCAUAUAUGCUGAAUAGACAGCGUUAGUGCUAUUGCGCGAAGUAAUCGGCGUAGUUAAAUUUCAGCAGACUCCUGUGGAUACGGAUAAUUAUAACAUAACCUUGCUUCGCUGCAUUUAUUAUUCAGUUACUGCGCUCUACAGUACAGUCAGGAUGGCGCCCUAUAACGGUAAUCAUGAAGCUCAGACAUGCAAAUGAGAAUGGCAACGUCGAUAUAAUUGAGACUCAAGACAUCACCCUGCACAGAAACACCAACGAUCGUAACACUAGGGCAAUAUCAAGGAAAAUUUACGAAAACAUCGACAAUUCAGAAUACAAUUCAAAUUUUAAUGUAGUAUAUGACACAAGAAACCGUACUGAAACUUUCUUAAACUUUAAAACUUCUUCUAGAACAGAUAACUAUGAAAGUGCAAAUGUGAACGUUGGAGCAGUCGUAUGUAACAGACAGUAUAGAAUUAAUACUUGUAAAGUUAUUGCUUACAAAACAAUUAACAGUGAAGCUGUAAAUCUGGAGGAUACUGGAAAAAUUCACACUGCACACCCAAGCUUUUUAGAAAGCCCUAAUGCCUUAUCUGAUGUCACGCCUGUUGAUGACGAACGGGCGUUUGAACAGUCAGAUUCAGAUGAGAUGUCUGAAAACGGUAUCCAUCCUGUACCUAGAGGUAUCGUGAAUCCAAAUUAUCCAGGCUUUCAACAUUUAGCUCACACUCUACAGGAUUAUUCGUCUAAUAUAGAAAACUUUUAUCAUUCUGAUAAUGAAAUGACUGAUGAUGAUGUUGAUUUAGAAAUUACUGAAGUAGAAUCAGAAAACAAUCAAAAAGGAGUAACAUGCAAAAAUAACAACAACAAUAGUCUUAGUACCAUUACAUUUACAAAAUUGACAUCUUCACAAAAUGAUAUAACAUUCGAAACAAAAACAUUAGAUAGACAGAUCAAAAAUGAAAUGCCCGACUUACUAAAGACAGUUCCAAAAAAUAUUAAUAACAACAAUGAAAUCUGUUGUUUUGAAUUAAAUUGCUCAGAUACAGACAUAGAAAACAACUUUCAUACAAAAGAAAUAAUUGGUGAUUUUAAUAAAGAGAUUGAAGAAGAAAUUCGAGAACUUCUCAACUAUAACAUUAACAUUCAAGAUGAUUUAGAAGAAUUACGAAAAGAUAUUAACGACACUCUUGUUAAACCUAUAGAAAACACGAUCAACAAUAUCAGCGAAGUAGUUAACCACGUCAUAAAGAAACUUGUAGAAAAUCAAGGAACGUUCAUAGAUCAACAUGAAGAUUUGCCGUUAGCAGAAGCUAUAUGUUACACAGAAGAGCGAGAUGUUGUGGAUGAGAUUAGUAAAAUUAAUAAAGAAAAUGAAAAAAAUGCUAGGACCGAAAUGAAUUUAAAUAGGCCUACAUUUUUGUACAUAGAAAAUAGCUUAACCGCGAGCGGUAAAAUUUCAGAUGCGUUUUUGUCGGAUGGAAAAGAUGAAAUAAAUGUCAGUGAAUAUGAUACGGAAAAGCUAUCUUUAAAUGUGGAAAAUACUAUCAAACAAUUGAGCACCGAACUGAGGAAGAUUAUUCCUAAAUUAGAUGAAAUGCGAGAACGUGAUAAACUUUGGGCUGAAAAUAGAAGGUUCACGGACUCCGUUGUUAAAGAUGGAAAUUCUAAUGAAAUUCAGAGCUACUCGAAACGUAAUAUUUUAUCUAGUAGUUCAAUUGUAAAAGACAAAAGUGAUAUUAAAAAAGUUGGAUUUUCUAAUUCUACUAUUAGGAACGCUCCAAAAAUGUCUCAAAGAGGUCCAAGGGACCGUUUUAGAGAGCCGAAAAAUAGUAAUAGCAGUGCUCAAAGUAAAAUAUCCGUCCAUGGUGAUAAGGUCACCAAAGAGAUUGACUUAGAGAGUUUUGAUGUAUACAAUAUUGAGACUGCUUUACCUAAAUUAGAUUUGGAUGCUAUCGAAAGUCAUCUUAAAGCAGCCAAAGAAGCGGAACGUCGGAAACGCAAUGAUAGAGAGGAAAUUAGAAGGCGUUUGGCUAUGGGAGCAGAUGCAGAUGAAUACUUCAGUAUGGGACACACAGAGCGCCCAGGGAAAAAACCUAGCUUACAGUCUCGACUUCAAAGUGGUGCGAAAUUGCGUCCAUCAGCUUUACAAAAGAAUAAUAAGUCUCGUUCUUCACACUCGUUGGGUCAUAUUGAGCUGAAAGAGUCAGAUUUUUAUGCACUACAGGCGACACUUCAGACCGAGGCGCGGAUUGCGCUGGCCCAAGCAAAAGAAAUGGCACGUAUUCAAAUGGAGCAUGAACGUCGCAGCCGUCCGGUGUCGCCCGUGACCGAAAUGUUAAGACGUAGCAUGGAGAAGGCAAACGCGCCGCUAGCUUCUGAUCGACGUCGGGUAUCCCGACAGCUGCUCACCGAUAUGAAUAUUGCACAGUUGCAGGUGAUCGUGAACGAGUUGCAUUCGCAGAUUGAAUCGCUAAACGACAGUCUGGUGAAACUUUUGAUGGCUCGCGACGAACUGCACAUGGGUCAAGAUUCCAUGCUCGUUGACAUUGAGGAUCUCACUCGUUAUUUGGGUGUAAAAGAGCAAACCAAGAAGACAAAAGGCUCCAAAUCUGGUAUGAAGAGGCUUACAUCGUUAGUGAAGUAAAAUAAAUUAGUAAAGCUUAUAUGUGAUUAGAUUAUGUGUUAUGAUAAUAUCGUAUUUAAUGAAAAUUUUAAAUUAUCGCUGCCGUCUAAGUUUAUUAUUCUGAGAAAUCUCGAUUCUUAUAAUAAUUAUCUUUGAAAGAUCAAAUUAUUAUGUGCGACUUUUUCUGAGUGAUGACUUAAACGGUGCUUACAACACAAGGUAAUUAUGGUAUCCAACUUAAAGUAAAGGCCAUUAAUUAAAUUGCUCUUCUGAAAUUUAAUCAUUUGUCUUGUAAAUUAAUGUCUAAACUAUAUUACUCUUACAAUUUUUGACUUUAUUCUAUUGCGGAAGGAAACGGAAGUGAACAGACAUUGACAAUAGAACAACAGUCAUUGUAAGUUAAUUUAAAAUCUAAUUUGUCAUAAUGUUUGUAUUGAUAUCAUUAUUAUUUCUCCUUUUGCCCAAUUAUCAUCGGAGUGAGAUAUAAUCUACAUCAAUAAUCUAAUAAUUUUAAAAAACAUUUUUUUUACAGCCGGAUCGUUAUUGCGUGAAAACUAUAGUUCAUAGUUUUCACGCAAUCACUGACGGAAAAAUCGUUUUAAAAUCGAUUUUGGAUUCGAUUAAAUUUGGAAACAAUUAAAAAAAAACAUUCGAUGUACAUUUAAACAGUAUCUUUAACAGUGCUACUUCUAGAUUAGUUGAAGUCAUGUUUCCUUCCGCUCAGCAUAUAAACGUUAUAAAACGUUAUCUCUCUAUACUAUUCAAAUACUAUUUGUGUGUAGAAUUUUAAUCGAUAUUUAAAAUAAUGUAAUCGAAUGAUAUUCCAUGACCGAUAUUGUUGUUUUAGAGUAUAAUUAUUAUUACCUUGGACCGUGUUUCUUAGAUACACUAAAUAUAUUCUUGAAUAAACAAAUUUACCCUUUGACUCUUUCAAGUAUACCAUUUGAACAAGAUAACCAUCCAUAACAUAUAAAAUUAAAUUACUUAUAUUUAUUUUAUUAUUUGAAAUCGUACCCUUUAGUGUUGCUGGUUUAAAAAAAAUUGAAAUACCGCCGUCAUGAGUGACUUCAACAUUUCGAGGUGUGUGUUUCUAUUGUCCCGCUAUAAAUAAUAAGUUCUAUAUAAAUUGUGACGGUUUUUCAUCUAUGUAUUUAUAUCCAAAGAGUUAAAUAAGAUAUUUGUUAAUUUAAGGGUUAUUCAAGAACAUGUGUUAACUGAUACCAGACACGAUCUCAUUGUACAAACUAAAAUAUGGUCAACCGGAGUAAUAUUAAACAGGCGGGAUUUUUAAUAGCUCUCGAUGAACUUUACAAAUUAUGAUAUAAUGUAUUAAAAUAAAAAGAAUUUAAUAUCUAUGAUCAAAGAUAAUAAGCACCAGAUCAAUUAAAAAAAAGUUUAUUUUGGCUAUGGGAAGAAAACAUCUCUGUUUACAGAAAGUUUAAUUUAUCUAUGACUACAAAUUAUUAUUUCCUUCAAUCUAUAUAGUAUACAUAUACAAUAUAUAAGGUAUAAAUGAGAAUAUGAAUUUGUCGAAAAAUGUUCACUAUUACUCUGAGUGACUCAAUAUGCAAUGUAUUUGUAAUUUGUAUAUAUUGGUUCUUAUCACUUCGUUGUUAUCCUAUCACUUUCUAUGUAUAUUUAGACUUGUAUAUUUUGACUAUUAUGCCAGCUUAAGUACUGAUACCCACCUAGAUGUAUUGAAACAUAAAAAUAUUAUUCGCAGAUUAGAAAAACAUAUUUUUUCAUAAUGUAGCGCUCUAUGUAUAUAUAUACGUUUCGCCUUCGAUGUAAAACAAUAUUUUUCACGAAGUAGCAAAAUAGUUCAAAUCAGCUGAUGCGCGCGUAAAGCAGACACCGCCUACCCACUACCUUUCUAAAAAGUAUAUUACGUGUUGGAAAAACAUUAUUAUAGUGAGAUGGCGAUAUCUGUUUAUGUUGGUGUUUAUUCCAUUUCGACUUCGGGAGUAGUUAAUAAAAUUCGAUAAAAUCGGACUAAUAAAAUUGUCUAGUUUUAUUUACACAUCGAAGGUGUAUACGUACGUUUUUUUCAUCGUCCGAUACGAUAGCAAAUUAUCGUCUCAGACAAAAACUUUCCUAUGUUGAGCUACUGACGGCGCCUGUAAACUUUUUAACAUCAGACUAUCGGCGACGAGAUAACGAUAUCGUAUCGGUCAAUGUAAAAACGAUUUAAUAGUCGUAAGUAAUGUUCACGAUAUUUAUGUGUAGGCGUGUAGUUGUGCACAUGCCGGUGGCGCGAUCGUAUCGGAUGCUUACGCGCAGUUACCGUAGCUACAUAAAAACAAAUUAAUAUACAUAUGUAUUGCAAAUCACGCGCUGGAAACUGUUAACUGUGUUACUACCGAUCUGCAGCGUUGUUGACGAAUUUUCGAAUUUGUUCCUAAUUAAUAUACUUAAUUACCGUACCUUAUACCUUAACUUCUAUAAUCAUAUGAACGAAUAUCAAGUUGAUAGUGAAUUAAAAAUUAACUAGAUGGCAUUAGUGGCUUUAUUAAUUAUGUGCGUGGUAGGUGAUGUUCAGGCGUUCGAAUUGUGUUAUCCACCUAACUACCCUUUCAGUCUAAACAGUGAUAUUGUAUUGACUUACCCUCCACAAAAUAUAUUUCUCAAUUAAAUCAUACUUACCAUUUAAUAUUGUAGUAAGAGUAGUAGCUAUAAAUGUUGAAAUUUACAUUGAUCUUCUUUGUGUGACUUAUGAAAGAUAUUUUUUAAGCAGUGACUCAGAGGUGACGAGUUAGAUGCCUGUUAUGAAAAAUAUAUUUUUUAAAACAAUUUCUAUGAUAGAUCUUUGUCAAAAUUUAUGUUAAAGUUAUCGGUUGAGUAAAGAAAUUUACAAUACAAU
Molecule: messenger RNA, 5544 nt
Organism: Bombyx mandarina (wild silkworm)
Lineage: Eukaryota; Metazoa; Arthropoda; Insecta; Lepidoptera; Bombycidae
Gene: Schip1
Product: Schwannomin interacting protein 1
Biological process (GO): positive regulation of hippo signaling
Cellular component (GO): plasma membrane; cell junction
Source: RefSeq, a predicted model, not a curated record